Lottia gigantea (owl limpet) is the source of this 1224-nucleotide messenger RNA. RefSeq lists its product as hypothetical. Lineage: Eukaryota; Metazoa; Mollusca; Gastropoda; Lottiidae. Gene Ontology annotation, molecular function: serine C-palmitoyltransferase activity. Gene Ontology annotation, biological process: ceramide biosynthetic process. The record is from RefSeq and is a predicted model, not a curated record. Bases 91 to 327 code for a protein of 78 amino acids. The transcript is spliced from 2 exons. Gene Ontology annotation, cellular component: serine palmitoyltransferase complex.
UCGAAUCGAGACUUGGUGAUUUGUUAGUUUCAUUCACAUUCUAGAUUUCACAUACAACAGGAUCAUUUCACGUCCAUUCUCAAAAUCAAAAUGGUUUUUAAGAGAAUGUGGAACUUCAUAUCAUUCUGGUACUUCCAGUAUACAUUAGUCACCUCCUUGUACAUGUUAGAACCACUGGAAAGACGAGUUUUUAAUGCAAUUUUAGUAGCUGUUUUAUCAAUGUUCUUCUACACAGCCUAUCUAUUCCUUCCCGGACACGCUCUUAUGAUGUACAACUUCGCUCGCUAUCUAAUGGGCCAUGUGAAUAGCACACACGAGGAAAUGUGACAAUUACUGGAUAGAUAUAGUAUGGUGAAUAUUGAUGUGUAAAGGAUGAGAGAGAUGUGAAUAGAAUCUUCAAACUACAGUGGUAUAAUCAAGCGCAGAUAGUUUUUCUCAUCAGAGUCCGAUUCAAAACAUAACAUGAGCAAUCCACUCUCAACUAUGCUGACUAAACAUACAUUGUGUUCAUAACUAUUUAAACUGUUUACAAGACAUAGAAUAAGGUAUAGGUAAAGAAGCUUUAGAUAUAUAGAUGGAUAUACAACUAUUUCGUUGAGUUAAUAAAUGUCAGAAAUAGUAUAUCUAUAUAUCUUGUGUUUCUUUAACUAUUUAACCAACCUAACAAUAUAUUGGAUUGCUCAUAUUUUUAUUUUAAAUCGGACCUGGAUAAGCAAAAAUAUCACUGCUUGAACUUUAUAUGUGAAUAUGAAUGAAAAUCUUAUAGCUGAUUAAAAUAAUUAAGCUUGUGUAUGUGUGGCAUCUUUCUACAGAGAAACGAAGACUUAAGUUGGAUUUUCUCACUGUUUUGUGAGGCUAGUGAAUGAAAUAUUUUACAAUCUAAUGUUAAUUUUAAAAAGAUUUUAAUAACAGCAAAUUUUACCUACUGAAUACUACUCUAAUUCUUAGUAUGGAUGAUUUGUUUUAUAUAUUUUUUCUGUGGUUAUCUCCACCUUCCAAAAGUAAUGAUCUGCAGGAAAAAAGCAAAAUGAAACAUUCAGGCACCCUUCUUCAAUAUCUAUUGAACUAUGAUAAAAUCAGUUUUUUUAAUAAAUACAUUGUUAUUAUUAAUUGUGUGUAAGAAUAUUUGUAAAGGAAGCUCGGUAUCAAACCUGUUUUAUGUUAAUUGUAUGAUUUAUUUAUUUAUUCUUUCAUAUUUUCUGUAAUAAAUUGACUUUUAUAUUA